Molecule: messenger RNA, 3541 nt
Organism: Peromyscus eremicus (cactus mouse)
Lineage: Eukaryota; Metazoa; Chordata; Mammalia; Rodentia; Cricetidae
Gene: Samd11
Product: sterile alpha motif domain containing 11
Exons: 14
Coding region: 368-2899 (843 amino acids)
Biological process (GO): positive regulation of transcription by RNA polymerase II
Molecular function (GO): protein binding; RNA polymerase II cis-regulatory region sequence-specific DNA binding; DNA-binding transcription activator activity, RNA polymerase II-specific
Source: RefSeq, a predicted model, not a curated record
AUUCCGCAACUUCUCACUGCCCGGCUCAGCAUAGCUCUGGCUAGUGUUGAGGCAAGGACUGGCCCUGGGCAUGAGUGCAGUUGGACUUCCGACGCUCUGCAGAACCUAGGACCCAGGACCUGUGGCCAAGAUCUUAGGCAGUUCCAGGAGCACCAUGCCUCAGGCGAUCGAGGCCCAGCUAACCAUCCAGACAACUGUCCAGGGAGACCCGGCGGCCAGCAAGGCGGCUGCAUCAGCUGCGAGCACUGAGGCACAGUAGCCCGCCGAGUGAGUGCGUAGUCAGGCUCUAUCCAGGGCUUCCCGGCCCAAGACUCAACUCCAACCAAAAUAAAUUGAGCAGGGAACAGAAAGCCUCCAUCUGAGUGCCAUGCCAGCAGUGAAAAAGGAGCUCCAGGGCCGCGAGGACCUGGCCCUGGCCCUGGCUACCUUCCACCCGACCCUAGCCGCACUGCCGCUGCCACCACUGCCCGCCUACUUGGCGCCACUGCCCGCUGCAGCAGCCCUGCCCCCGGCCGCCUCGCUGCCCGCCUCAGCUUUGGGCUACGAGGCGCUGCUGGCUCCUUCACUCCGCCCCCCGCGCGCUUACCUUAACCUGCACGAGGCCGCGCCUCGCCUCUACUUGGCCGGAGACCCGCUGGCCUUAGAGCGCUUCUCAGCUACUGCAGCCGCAGCACCGGAUUUCCAGCCACUACUAGACAACGGUGAGCCGUGUAUCGAGGUGGAGUGCGGCGCCAACCGCGCACUGCUCUACGUACGCAAACUCUGCCAGGGCAGCAAGGGCCCUUCUAUCCGCCACCGGGGCGAGUGGCUCACACCGAACGAGUUCCAGUUCGUCAGCGGCCGCGAGACGGCCAAGGACUGGAAGCGCAGCAUCCGCCACAAAGGGAAAAGUCUGAAGACGCUUAUGUCCAAGGGGAUCCUGCAAGUGCACCCCCCGAUCUGCGAUUGUCCAGGCUGUAGAAUAUCCUCGCCCGUGAACCGGGGACGGCUGGCUGACAAGAGAACAGUCACUUUGCCCCCUACACAUGCCCUAAAGAAAGAAAGAACCACCAGUUUCUCAGCCAGUGAUGGUGACAGUGAUGGAACUGGCCCAGCCUGUAGGCAGCAGCCAGGCCUGAAGCAGGAGGAUGAUCCACAUGUCCAUAUCAUGAAGAGAAGAGUCCACACCCACUGGGAUGUGAAUAUUUCCUUCAGAGAAACAUCCUGCAGCCAGGACAACGACCUCCCCACCCUUAUAUCCAGCGUACAUCGAAGCCACCACCUCGUUAUGCCUGAGCAUCCAAGCCACUGUGACUUCCAGAGAGGCAACGUGGAGAUUGGCCUUGGACCUGCAGGUGACCUGUUGGGCAAGAGACUGGGCUGCUCCUCCUACAUUACCAGUGACUGCUCUUCAGAGAAGAAGGUCCGAAGCAAGUCCCCCCAAGAGACUCUGCUGCUGCCAGAGCUGGAGUCUACAAUGGCUCCUGAGGACCACUAUCAUCGGCUCAUGUCAGCCUUAAGUGAGGCUGGCCCUUUUGAGGAAACUCAACGUCUCUACCAACUGGGUAUCCCCAGCCAUGAUCUGAUAAGGGUCCGGCAAGAAGUGGCAGCUGCAACUUUGAGGAGUCCAAGCAGCUUGGAAGUACACCUGCCCUCAUCUACAGCAGGUCGACGGAGGCAAGGCUUAUUUCAGCACCGGGAGGGAACAGUUCCAGCUGCUACCCCAUCCUUCUCUGAAAGGGAGCUGUCACAGCCACCGCCUUUGCUGUCACCCCAGAAUGCCCCCCACAUCGCCCUGGGCUCCCAUCUCCGACCUCCGUUUUUUGGGGUGCCCACAGCUCUCUGUCAGACCCCAGGCUACAGCUUCCUGCCCGCUGCCCAGGCUGAGAUGUUAGCUCGGCAGCAGGAGCUUCUACGGAAGCAGAGCUUAGCUCGGCUGGAGAUGUCGGAGUUGCUUAGGCAGAAAGAACUGAGCAGCACUCACCGCCCACAGCUACUGGCACCAGAGGUGGCCUUGCGUAUCCCUGAGGGCCCAGAUGAGCUCCAGCGACGCGGCUCCAUGCUGGUUUUGAAACACAGCUCAGCACCACUACUGGCACUGCCACCCCAGGGACCCCCAGGCCCAGGACCCCCUAUCCCACCCAAGGAGUCUGCCCGAAGCCGGCCCCAAAAGGGGAGUCCUGGUGCUGCCUCAGGCCGGCCAAGCGAAUCUAAGGAGAUGACAGGAACUGGCCUCUGGGCUCAAGAGGUCUCUGAGGAACCAUCCAAGGACUCAGAUGGAGAGGACCCUGAGAUAGCAGCUGUGAGGGGCGGGGCCUCCACUCACAGCCAAGCCCCAGCAGGAGGGACCAGAGCAGAAGGAAAGGGGCCUCUCUCAGUGUCAUCAAUGCCCCCUCCACUGCCCCUGGGAUUCCCCUGUGGGGCAGUCAGCCCCUACUUCCACAAAGGCACCAUGGGGGGACUCUUCACUGAUGAAACCACAGCCCCUGAGGAUGUCAACAAAUGGACUGUAGAUGAUGUCUGCAACUUCGUGGGGGGCCUGUCUGGCUGUGGCGAGUAUGCCAGGGUAUUCAGAGAACAAGGAAUAGAUGGAGAGACUUUGCCUCUACUUACAGAAGAGCACCUUCUGAAUACUAUGGGACUGAAGCUAGGGCCUGCCCUCAAGAUCAGAGCACAAGUGGCCAAGCGCCUGGGCCGUGUCUUCUAUAUGGCCAGCUUCCCUGUGGCCCUGCCACUGCAGCCACCAAGCCUGCAAGCCCCUGAGCUCAGCCCAGGACAGCAACUCCUGUCCCCUGCAACCACCACCUCCCCAUAUGAGGGGGCCCACCUGCCCACAGGCCGAGCCUCACCCAAGCAGGAGAAUGGGUCAGGGACCAUAGCUCUGCUCCCAGGAGCCUCAGAUCCUUCCCAGCUUCUCUAAUGAUCUAGCAGGCAACAUCAUACUCCCCAAUACCCAUGAAAUUGCCCAUAUCCCAGGGUAUUUUUCCUUUUGGUUUUAGAUGCAAAAAACACCAAGAAUAUUUAAAAAGGAAAGCAUGUGGCUUAAGAGGAAAGUAAUGAAUUUACAAAAAACGUUUUAGGGGUAACCGCAGAGGUCUGCAGACAAACCAAAGACAGACAAAGUGGAGAGGCUGUGGAGCCACCCUCCCCACUCUGAACUGGGACUACUCUGUAGGUCAGGGUUAGCCUCCUGCUGGGGCAACAGAAGGCUAUGCAGAACCAGCUCCCUUUCAGGGCAAAAUGGCUCUUAGUAUACUUGUUCUGUUGUGCUGUAACAAUAAAGCCCUGUCUACUGCCCUCUUGCUGCACGUUGUUGGCCUCGAGCCUCCAAGACCUGUAAGGAGACCCUCAGUCCUCUUCUGAGAGCUGAAGAUCCUCCAGCUCAUCCUGUGGCCCCUGAGCCAGCUGCCACAGUUCACUUGGGUCCACCCCUGUGUCUGGGUCUCCAUCUACAGAGAAAAAAGAAGAUACAUAAAUUCUGCUAUAUCAUGAAGAAGCUAGCCUUAGCAGUUAUUCAUCACUAGUUAAUCACAGCAUUAAUUAAAUUUAUCAAUGUGCUAUA